CUCGAAGUCUCCGCAGGCCAGAUGGCAAGAUCAGAACUCCUUUGCUCAAGUCAAUCAACCCCUGAACCAUCCAUCGCCGUCAACUUUUGAUCUACCAGUUCAUCAUGCCAGCACGCAAGAUUGGCCCUCCCCCCGAAGGGACUGUGCCCAUCGGUCCAAAACUCCUCCGGCGCUUCUACGAGCCCAUCCUCUUCCUAUGCACGCUCAUCGAGAUGAUCAAGGGCGAAAGAGGCCCAGAACCGGCAGACCCUCGUCCGGACUUUUCGCUAAGCUCCGAGCAAGCCUUCCACUGCUAUGUCUAUAAGCUUGCCCAAGUGUGCGACAACGAGCGGGGUGGAACCACGGUCACCUCCUUCGCGGUGCUCCAAGAGCCAGGGAGGAUCCUCUAUGUCUUCGGCUCCAACCAGAGGGACACACAGCCGCUCGAGGACGUCAAGGUGUUUGUGACCUCCAUCCUCACGGACCUCAAGGGGGUGGUUAGUACUCCAGGAGAGCACAUUGCCAAGCUGUUGAAGAUCCGAAGGGAUGUCCUGAAGUUCAACAAGCCAAGGCUCGAUUACUACAUCGAGUGUUUUGCUCGCGCACUCGGCACCUGCCUGGAUAUCUGUGCUGACGACGACACUGGAGACAACGGGAGCCAAUCCGACGAUAGUAGUGCUUCCAUUCAAGCAACAGGAGAUUCACCUGUUCCAUCGUCCCAGGGGGAUAACGACGACGAGACCAGAACGAUCUCGAGCCCCUCCUCGCUACGGAGAAUUCUAGAAAGGCUUCAAGACGCCUGCUCAUUCAUCCAUGCCCACGACGAUGACUUGAGCCUGGAGGAAUAUCUGAACUCCUGCGAGCAGCUUCUGGCGCAUAUCAGCCGCGUCGACCGGUCGCCGAUGAGGCAUGCCAUCGAGGAGCGGGCCAAAGAAGGCCAGAUGGACAGACGCGAGUGCUGGCACAAACUCCGCCACUUCGCCGGCCGGCUGCUGUCCACGUACGGCGCGGCCGACUUCCUCGUCGACGCGACCCGGCGGUGGCCGCGCCUCUUCGAGGAGGACUUUGACGUCCUGGCCGUCGAGUCGAGCCAGCCGGCGCCGCAGCCGUUCGGCCGCAAGGGCCGCACCGCCCACGAGAUGAUCGGCCGCAUGACGUCGGACAUGCGCGCCAUGGCCCAGCACCAGGAGCGUGCGCACACGCUCGAGACGAUUGGUCUCGGCGAGAUGCUGCACAGGAAUUGCGCAGGGACGGGACCCCGCCCCAUCGUGCACGCCGAGGUGCUGGUGGCGGAUCGGGUCCGGGCCAUCAACGGCGGGACGCGCCCGUCUGCGUUCUUCGGCGGCUGGCCCUUCAUCGGAAGCAGCAAGCCCACCUGCCGGCUGUGCUCGUACUACUUCCAGUGGGCCCACGGCGGCCGCCUGAAGGUGCGGCCGUCGCAUGGCAACGUCUACCCCGCGUGGCGCGUGCCGGACUUGCACACGGAUCAGGGGCCCGGCGCGGCACGCGAGCGCGUGAAGGUCAUGAACGGGAUCCUGCAGAGGGUGAGGGACGAUGUCUUCACGCUGCUCGAGGAGCGGACCCCGCAGAAGAAGAGGUACGACUCCGAAACGAGCAGCAUAGUGGUGAGGCUCCCGUCGGUCGCCGCUGACGGGUUGAGCGACUUCUCACCCAGCCAGAUGGGCGGUCUGUCGAUUUCCGGGAGCCGGAGGCUGCCGGAGAUUAGGGAGCUGGAGCCGGCCGUCGAGGAGCUGGAGUCCGUCCAUCGUGACUCGGGUGGGCGGGGCGUGGCUGCUGUGACUGCUGUGGGGAGCGAGGAUGAGGAUGAGGGUGGUUGGGCCAACUUGGCCUGAUGGGUGAGGAGGAGGCAUCGGAUUUCUUCACAUUUUGUUUCUUAUUCAUCGUCAUGUCUUUUGAAACUCGGGCUAGGAUUACGACGUGACCACGUCGCUUACUGGAUACUGCGUAGGUAAUUGGCGACAGGAUACAAGAGUAUUGGCGAUUGGAUACGAAAGUACCAGUAUUAUUAUUUGUCUCAGCUUCCUUUUCAACUACCUUUUCUAUGCAGCUGGCGGAUUUGGGAAACAUGUGCAUAGGUUGGCGGCAGGAAUAGUUCAUCUCGCGUCAAAAUAAAAAUAAAAAUGCC
Molecule: messenger RNA, 2125 nt
Organism: Phialemonium atrogriseum
Lineage: Eukaryota; Fungi; Ascomycota; Sordariomycetes; Cephalothecales; Cephalothecaceae
Exons: 3
Coding region: 105-1832 (575 amino acids)
Source: RefSeq, a predicted model, not a curated record